CAGCUUUGGAUCCCCCAAAAUGGACGAGAAGAAGUCCUUCACGGAAAGAAUCCUGCCUACGGGCUCUUCCAAACACAACCCUCUACUGAUCCCGCAUGCCGCUCCGCAGCGGCAUCGGAGUCGCCGUCCGGCGCUGCGUCGAGCCAGCCAUUUUGCUCUCGGCGCACUUUCUGUUCUCUCUCUGCUUCAUUUUCUGGCCCCUUAUGGUUUCCUGCCGCGAGAAACUGGUUCAAUCUGGUCUUUUUUCCCCGGAGCCAAUGUCCUCCCUCACGAGUUGUGGCCGCAGAGCAUCGGUAUCUCAUAUAAGGAACUCCAGGGUAUUCUGCACGACACACCCUCUGCAGAUUCCAUCCGUGACUUCAGCGGUUACUACACAGCUGGGCCUCAUCUCGCUGGUAAGAACUUCAGCCAAGCGCUCUGGACUCAGCAAAAGUGGCAGGAAUUCGGCAUCAAGGAUACCGAGAUCGUCGCGUACGAUAUUUACCUAAACUACCCACUGGAUCACAGGCUAGCGCUCCUGAAGCAGCAGACCGAAAAGUCGACUGGGGUGACUACGACCACGGUCACUUUUGAGGCGACUCUGGAGGAAGACGUGCUCGAUGAGGACCACACGAGUGGUCUGCCUGAUCGGGUUCCGGUGUUCCAUGGUUAUUCGGCCAGUGGGAAUGUUACGGCGCCGUUCGUUUUUGCCAAUUUCGGCACGUACGCGGAUUACGAUGCCCUCAUAAAUGCCAAUAUUAGUGUCGAGGGGAAGAUUGUGAUUGUCAAAUACGGUGGUGUCUUCCGUGGGUUGAAGGUGAAGCGCGCGCAAGAGCUGGGCGCCGUAGGUGUUAUUAUCUACACUGACCCCGAGGAAGACGGGGAGAUUAUCGAGGAGAAUGGUUACAAGCCUUAUCCUGAGGGUCCCGCGAGGAACCCAAGCUCUGUGCAGAGAGGUAGCACGCAGUUCUUGAGCAUAGCCCCUGGAGAUCCGACAACGCCUGGAUAUGCGUCCAAGCCUGGAGUCCCCAGGCAAGAUCCUCAUGGCUCGAUCCCAUCGAUUCCAUCCCUUCCAGUAUCGUACCAGGAGAUCUUGCCUUUCUUGAAGGCCCUCAACGGUCAUGGUCCCAAGGCAUCCGAAUUCGGCGACAGUUGGCAAGGCGGUAAACUUGGGGACAAGGGAGUUGAAUACAACAUCGGCCCCUCUCCAGAUGACGUGGUUAUCAACCUUUAUAAUCUGCAGGAAUAUACCACGACACCAUUGUGGAAUGUCAUUGGUGUGAUCAAGGGACAUAUCCCUGACGAGGUUGUCAUUCUGGGUAACCACCGCGAUGCCUGGGUUGCUGGCGGUGCGGGAGAUCCAAACAGCGGAUCGGCCGUGCUGAACGAGGUUAUUCGCGGCUUUGGCGAGGCUCUCAAGGCCGGGUGGAAGCCACUCCGCACCAUCGUCUUUGCCAGCUGGGACGGAGAGGAAUACGGACUGCUCGGCUCUACCGAGUGGGUCGAGGACAAGCUCCCCUGGCUCUCCAAGGCUAAUAUCGCAUACCUCAAUGUGGAUGUGGCCGCGGUGGGAACGCAGUUCUCUCCCAGUGCGAGCCCCCUCCUGAACAAGGUCAUCUAUGAAGCUGCUGAACUGGUCCAGUCACCGAACCAGACCGUCAAGGGACAGACCGUCCGGGACCUUUGGGACGGCAAAAUUAGAACCAUGGGCAGUGGUAGCGACUUUACUGCAUUCCAGGAUUUCGCAGGCGUGGCCAGCUUGGACUUUGGCUUUGGCAGGGGACCUAAAGAUGCCGUGUACCACUACCACUCGAAUUACGACAGCUUCGAUUGGAUGGACCGGUUUGGUGACCCUGGAUGGCUUUACCAUGUGGCAACGACCAAGCUCUGGGCCUUGACGGCAGCCAAACUGGUCGAAACGCCAGUGCUCGCCUUCAGUGCAGCUGACUACGCCGCGGGUCUGGGCGAGUAUCUGGACCGCAUCAAGCCCGUAGCAGAGAACUUGCCAGAUGGCUUUGAUUUUUCGGUGCUGGAGUUCUCCAUUGCUCGGUUCCGCGUCGCUGCGGAAGAGUUCGACUCCUAUGCUGCAGAGCUGAGCUCGCAACUGGAGGAGGAUCUUCCCUGGUACCUCUGGUGGAAGAAGAUCAAGCUGCUGCUGCAGGUCCGGGAGGUCAAUGCCAAGUACAAGGCUAUUGAACGCCAGUUCCUGUACCAGCCUGGACUUGACGGACGGCCGUGGUUCAAGCACGUUGUGUUCGCACCUGGUCUGUGGACGGGAUACGCGGGCGCGACCUAUCCUGGCUUAGUCGAGAGCUUUCAGGUGGGAGAUCAGGUUAAUGCAGAGAAAUGGAGCACUAUCAUCCAGGAGCGGAUUGGUGAUGCUAUUGAGCUUCUUCAAUAGUGCAUGACCUCACAGUUUGGCAGUGAGAGUGUAAUGGAAUUGUUUUGGAGAUUUUGGCUAUACGCUAUAUACAUGAGAUGACGACUGGAUAUUAGAUAGAUGAUUUGGAGUGAUAUAUGUCACUAUACAGACUUUUUAUGCUAAAAUCACAAAGACAUCCCUCUUCUGGAUGCCACUGCUUUCAUGAAAGGGAAAGCCUUGAACCUGUCUAGAAUAAAAAGUACAUAUGCAACUGAUGAGUGAGCCUCGG
Messenger RNA from Monascus purpureus, 2630 nucleotides. The record is from the annotation of a GenBank genome assembly. NCBI's taxonomy places the organism in Eukaryota, Fungi, Ascomycota, Eurotiomycetes, Eurotiales, Aspergillaceae.